Messenger RNA from Somion occarium, 5295 nucleotides. The record is from the annotation of a GenBank genome assembly. Lineage: Eukaryota; Fungi; Basidiomycota; Agaricomycetes; Polyporales; Cerrenaceae.
AAUAAUUUAAUGUCCGAAAAACUUUGUACCUGCGGAGAUGUAAUGUUCUAUAUGCACCCAUUGAAUAAUUUCAAUGAUCAAUGUAUUCAGCUCUCACUGCGCCGGAUCGAAUAUCCGUCUGCCGCACUCCACGAAACAACGGAGAACUUAAGAGAUGUGGCUUUUUCAUCGUCUUUGACGUUGUCCAUGUCUCAGGGCGACGUUGCGACGAGCGAUGGUGAACAUUUGAAAGCCAUGCCUCAAGCGUAUGUCUUUCCUGCUCGGUCUUUACUCUCUGGCAUUCAGAAAUGUACCUCCGAGUCUACUUCCGGACGCUGUGGAGAUGAACCAUCUACUGCUUCCGAUACAGCUCACAGGAUCAGUCCUAGCAUCUCUUCAAAGCCCUUGACGGAGGCAGGACCCAGCAGUCAGCAGGUUGCAUCUUCAAGCGACAUGGACGGCUCGCGCAAACAUAGAACGCCCAAUUUCAUUGAUUAUGCUCGCGACCAAGACCCUUUAGCUCCAAGGGUCUUCUCAACCGGUCUCAUGUCUCACUCUCACAGCACAGGGUCUCAUUCGUCAAGCGGUCUUUUGACAGGUCCGGCCGGAGAGCCCUUAGCAUUCGAUCCAGGCCAGAUAUUCGAGGACAUGGAUACAUUCGACGCCCGCCAUCCUGCCCAACUUUCUGAAGUGGCUGCAGAAGCCUUCGCCAAUGCUGCUCAAAUUGUAGAUAUUCCUGCUAGUCCUGCACCAUUCAUCUCCAAUAUCUCCCAAUCUGGAAUUGUGCAUCUCGCCCCGGUUGAACCUAGAGGAGACUCACCUAGCUCGUGUGCACGUUCAUCAGGAUCGGCUUCCAGGGGAGGUAGUGGAGGUACCAGUGGAGGGUCUGGCGGUGGAUCUGGUUGCUCCCACCAAGCUGACUUCGAUGUCGUCCAAAUGCCAUCCACACACGCGUCGCGACCUCAUUCGCCGGUGUCGGGUCAUGGGUCCCAUGCAUCUUCGACGUCGGGAACAAAUACCACGGAUGGACCUCACAUCACUUUCCGCUACCAGCACGUUGAAGACGAGAAUGGUCACCACUUGAUCGUCGGCCGUGAAGGUACUUUAACGAAAUGUGAGGACGAGCCCAUUCGCACGCCGGGCGCUGUUCAAGGUUUCGGUGUUCUUGUUGCCAUUCAGGAGGAAGACGAGACUGGAAAUCUGGUUGUUCGCCAAGUAUCGGAGAAUUGUACAGAGCUUCUUGGUCUUUCCCCCCGAUAUCUUUUCUCCCUCCCCUGUUUCUCAGAGGCAUUCCCGGAUUCGCAAGCCGAUUUGCUGUUUGACAACAUCCAAUACCUUAGUGAUACGGCCCUGACACCCGAAGAACAAGCCGAAAAUCUCCAUGUCUUCAUGCUUUCAGGAUGGGGUGAGCCUGGGAGUGCCCUGCCCGAAGAGGUCAACGCAGAUCCUCAGCAGCGACGAUCAUGGACUUGCUGGUGUGCUGCACAUAGACCACAGAUGACUGCCCCCGCAAACCUGGACGCUUCUGGCUCGAGUACUGAUGCCGCGUUAGACUCAAAUUUGAUCAUCCUGGAGUUUGAGUUGGAACGGGACCCCUUCAACCCACUCUAUCCGCCUAGUGGACUCGACGAUAGUAAUUAUCAAUCUGGUAUUAGUUCUCCGUUGACGGAUGCUUCUUCAACACGUCUUUCUGGUUCUGGUGGUUCUGCAUCUGAUAGCUCGGGCCGUACACUAGUUUCAACAGAUUCAGGCGGAAUCGCCGUUACAAUGGUCUCUUCAAACGAAGGCACUGCGCCAAGUCCGAUUAACGGCGGUACGCCUUCCCCUCCAGCACGUUCCGGCACCAGCUCUGUUCCUCCAGGCAGUGUCACGGCAAAUUCAAAUUCCCCCGAGCCUUCGUCCCAUCGCAGCACUCCACCUGUUGAACAUCCUUUCAGUGUCGAUCAGACUCGCGUCAACAGCGAAGGGAAUGAAACUGACGCUACAGGUGAAGGCGACGAAGAGUGGUUGCCAAGUCAGGAAGCUAUUUUAGAGAGUACUACAAGCCGUGCAAAGCCACUCCUUGCCUUGGAGCGUCUGCGCCGUUCGAGAAGAAUCAUCGCAGAAACACCUGCCACGCCUGCGUCGUUCUCAUCUGGAAUGGGUUCAAGAACACGGAGAACCGCUCGGACUCGACGUGGUGGUGGCGCGGUUGGUAUGAUGGACGUGUUUGAUGUCAUGGCUCAGAUCAAUGAACAGCUCGGUGCUGCGCCUGACCUGGAGAGUUUCUUGAGCGUCGUUGUUGGUGUCAUCAAAGACCUCACGCAAUUCCACCGUGUGCUUGCGUAUCAAUUUGACGAAGCGUGGAAUGGCAAAGUCAUGGCAGAAUUGGUGGAUUGGGAUCAAACCCAUGACCUGUUCAAGGGUUUACACUUCCCUGCUUCUGAUAUUCCAGCUCAAGCUCGAAGUUUGUAUGUUCUCAACAAGGUACGGCUUCUAUACGACCGUGGACAGGCUACGGCAAGGUUGUUAGUGAGAAGUAGGAAGGAUCUUGAAACACCGCUUGAUAUGACUCACUGCUACCUUCGUGCAAUGAGUCCCAUUCAUCUCAAGUACCUCGGUAACAUGGGUGUACGAGCUUCUAUGUCUUCGAUUAUUGCAUUCGGUUCUUUGUGGGGUCUGGUUGCCUGUCAUUCUUAUGGCCCGCACGGGAUGCGCGUAUCAUUUCCUGUUCGACAAAUGCUCAGACUGCUCAGCCAAUCGAUUUCGCGAAACGUGGAACGCUUAAGCUAUGCUCAGCGUCUCCAUACUCGUAAAUUGGUAUAUCGCAACGUUGAGCGUAUGCAAUGCCUCUCACACGCUGAUUUGCAGAUCAACACCUUAUCGUCCGAACAACAUCCGACGGGUUACAUUGUUUCGAAUGCUGACGACCUCUUGGGUCUCUUCGACGCUGACUAUGGUGUUCUCGUUAUUGGUGAAGGCGCCAAGAUCCUCGGUCCCAACAUGCAUAGUCAAGAAAUCCUGAUCGUGGCGGAAUACCUUCGGUUGAAACAAUUCGAUGCGAUGCAAGUUUCGCAAGCUGUCACAGUAGAUUACCCCGACCUACAGCUUUCAAAUGGCCUAGAAGUGAUUGCAGGACUGCUCUACGUUCCUUUGUCAGUAGGUGGUGGCGACUUUAUUGCUUUCCUUCGCAAGGGUCAGCCGCGUCAAGUGAAGUGGGCUGGUCGGCCGUAUCGCCAGGGCGAUUUCAAUGCAUCAUUAGAACCUCGUAAAUCGUUCAGGCUGUGGUCUGAAACCGUUGCUGGACGGUGUCGGGCAUGGAGUGAUGAGCAUCUGGAAACAGCGGGAGUUCUUGCGCUUGUAUAUGGAAAGUUCAUCGAAGUUUGGAGACAGAAAGAAACUGCUUUGCAAGCCACGAAGCUCACUAAUAUCCUUCUUUCUAACGCCAGCCAUGAAGUCCGCACGCCAUUGAACCAUAUCAUCAACUAUCUUGAACUUGCAUUGAACGGUCAUCUGGAUGGUGAAACCAGAGAAAACCUGAGCCAGUCUCAUGCGGCGAGCAAGAGCCUUCUAUUCACGAUAAACGACCUUCUUGACCUUACACGCCUGGAGAGUGGGAACGAGACUUCUUUCAACGAACCGUUUAAUCUCCGGCAGGCCAUUGAUGAGGCUACGAUGUUGUAUCGCAAUGAAGCCGCGAGGAGAGGCUUAGGCUUUGACCUAGACUUAUCUCAGUGCCCCAAAACAGUCGUCGGAGACGCUAAGAAAAUACGGACGGUGGUCGCGAAUCUCACAGCAAAUGCCGUGAAAUAUACAACGACUGGUGGUGUCAAAGUGGAAUGCCAUGCUUUCGAAGAACCCGCCGGCCUUAGGGACCCUACUAAUGUCGCUGUCGAAAUCGUUGUGGAGGACACAGGCUGUGGCAUACCUACCGACAAGUUAGAGAGUAUAUUCCGAGAAUUUGAGCAAGUGGAAGUAUCACAACCCGCGAAGGUACAAACUCAGGGCCUAGGUCUGGGUCUCGCUAUUGUUGCACGAAUCGUAGAACAGCUUGGAGGACAGUUACGCGUCGAUUCCAAAUUGGACAUAGGAAGUCGAUUUUCCUUCCUUAUUCCUUUCGCUACCGAAGAUGAUCUAGGUUCCACCACAUCUCCUUCAAAUUUCUCGCAGACAAGCUCCCUUCCACGUUCUCGAGCUCACAGCCAUAGCACAAGAGACGACCAGAUCGAUAACCUUGUUCAAGCAUUGUCGUCUAGUCACAUAGAUAUCCAGUCUGCUCGACAACCAAGCCUUGCUAUCCAUAGUCCCUCUCGAGAGACUAACUCGCCACUCACCGAUAGCCCAGCAUACUACUCACCGAAGAGAGUCUUUGUGAGCUUGGUACCCGAUGCAGGAAAUGAGCAGGAAGUCGCACAGAAGGUUGGGAAGCCGAAGAUUACGAUAUCCCAUAAGAUCGGCCCAUCCUCGAAUGUGCGGGAAGAUCCAAGCUCUUCGACGCAAUUGCGAAUUCUGAUAGUUGAAGACAAUGACAUAAACCGUACUAUACUUGCUAAGCGCCUCACACUUGACGGGCAUGUGGUCGUGAACACGACAAACGGUCAAGAAGGAUUAGAGAUGGUGAAGUCGGAUCGGGACUUCGACUGUGUUCUCAUGGAUAUACAGAUGCCGCUCUUGAACGGUUAUGAGGCUACCGAACGAAUUCGCGCUCUAGAAUCGGAAUCCUCGUUCUCCUCUCGACGAUUAUCUCAAAGGCUAAACGGCCGAUUACCUAUCUUCGCCGUCUCUGCAUCUCUAUUCGAAGAGCAUCGCGAGGAGAUGUACAAACUUGGUAUUGAUGGUUGGAUCCUUAAGCCAAUUGAUUUCAAACGACUUCGUAUCAUUCUAAAAGGUGUGACGGAUCUUACGCAGCGGGAGAAAGACGUCUAUAGAUCCGGGUGCAAUUGGGAAAUCGGCGGCUGGUUGACGAAGCCAGGGCUGCCUCAUGAAAACUAUUCGUAAUGUUCGGUAUGCUUUCGCGUUUACCAUUUAUCAUAAUCCCUCCACGAUCAUUGGGCUUGUUACCUGCAUUCCCUUUUUUCAUAAUAUACUGUACUGAUAUUCCGGUUUCUUGAUACCAUAGCUUGUAUUUUGCAUAUGUUUUGUAGCCUAGCGCAUGAUUCACGAGGAUUGCUCUAUUGCCGUUUGCUUUCUUGUACCAGUGACGAGUGCAUAUACACGAGUGCUCGCACAUCAAUACAUCUUGUUCGCCCUACUCACACUUCACUUCUUUGGAAGUCGAAUCCCCAUUUGGGAGGUCGACUUCCGUAUUAAUCAUUCAACUGGCCAUGCGCCAGAAAC